Messenger RNA from Arachis duranensis, 1239 nucleotides. RefSeq lists its product as uncharacterized. Gene Ontology annotation, molecular function: DNA helicase activity. The transcript has 5 exons. NCBI's taxonomy places the organism in Eukaryota, Viridiplantae, Streptophyta, Magnoliopsida, Fabales, Fabaceae. Bases 1 to 1239 code for a protein of 412 amino acids. The record is from RefSeq and is a predicted model, not a curated record. Gene Ontology annotation, biological process: DNA repair; telomere maintenance.
AUGGAAGAAUUGAACUUUGAUGUUAAUGCUCUGGCGAGUGAACUAGGUGGGUAUUUAGAAAAGCUAACUGAUGAGCAGAAAUUUGCAUACGAUCAAAUAAUUAGUGUUGUUAGCGGUCUAAAGGAGGGAAGUCCUCUUGCAAGGUUAAUAACUAAAGCCAAAUUAAUCAUAUGGGAUGAAGCUCCAAUGAUAAGUAAGUAUUGUUAUGAAGCUUUAGACAAAUGCCUCAGAGACAUCUUGAGGUGCUCAGAUUCGUAUAAUGCUCAUUUGCCAUUUGGAGGUAAAGUUGUUGUUCUCGGAGGAGAUUUUAGACAAAUUUUACCUGUGAUUCCUAGAGGCUCAAGGCAAGAUAUAAUUCAAUUUUCUAUUAAUUCUUUAUAUUUGUGGCAUAACUGUAAGGUUCUGAAGCUUACAAAAAAUAUAAAAUUGUCAUUGGAUGAAAACAACAAUGUACAAGAACUUAGAAAUUUUGCUGAAUGGCUACUAAAAAUUGGUGAUGGUUUGGCUGGUGAUACAACAGAUGGUGAAUCGAUCGUUCAUAUACCAUCUGACAUUUUGGUUAAGAACUCUGAGACAGCUUUGGAUGACCUCAUUGAUUUUGUGUAUCCAGAUAUGUUAUCCAAAUUAUCCGUUGAAAAUUAUUUCAAAGAUAGAGCAAUUCUUGCACCAACUCUAAAUUGUGUCAUUGAUGUCAACAACAAGAAGACUGCAGGGUUACCUGGACAAGAAAGAGUCUACUUAAGUUUUGACUCUGUGUGUGCUAAGGAGGGAAAUAUGAAAUUUGAAUUAGAUGCUUUCUCGAUAGAGAUUCUAAAUAGAAUAAAUUGUUCAGGUCUAUCGCCACACAAGUUGGUUGUGAAGGUUGGCGCUCCUGUUAUGUUGCUACGGAAUAUAGACCAAACUAAUGGUUUGUGCAAUGGAUCGAGAAUGCAAGUUAUAAGAAUGGAAAAUCAUGUGAUAGAAUGCAAGACUUUAACCGGUAACAAAGUUGGAAGUAUUGUUCUUAUCCCAAGACUGAAUCUAAUUCCAAAUAAUGAAACAUUACCGAUCAGGGUAAUGAGUAAAGAUGGUUUGCGAGUGCUGUUGCAAGAUCAUGGGCACUUGGAAGAUAGCUGCACGAUGAAUGUGUUCCACUGCUGCAUCUCAAGCAUGAGGAGACAGCAUGAUAUGCCGUUAGACGAUAGGAUCAAGUCGUACAUCCAGAAGGCUGGCCUGGCCAUCUUUUGCGAGCCUCAAUGA